AUCGUCCUGAAGUCAUACCAAAGAACAACCUUGGCAGGAGAACAUCAAACCGAUUGAUCUGAGGGUCGGUUCCAAUCCACACACGUGCGUAGUUCAAAGUGUCGCUUAUCGUACCGAGUGCCGUUAAAGUGAAUACGCGUUUCCUAAUCAGUGCAGUGUAGCGUUCUAUCUAAAUCAGCGAAUCAUGAUUUCGAAGGUACUGCUGGUGGCCUCUUUGGUGGCAGCAUCUGUCGCUGCACCAGUGUAUGGACCACUCUCCUACGGACCGGCACUAUCAUACGGAUAUGCGGCGAAAGCCAUUCAACCACUGCAUACGGUCGCGGCCGCUCCAGUAUUUCAUGCACCUGCCGUCGUAGCUGCAGCACCGAUCCUAAAACACGUCGAAGCCUACGAUCCUAACCCGCACUACAGCUUCAGCUAUGGUGUAUCGGAUCCCCAUACCGGUGAUUCGAAACAUGCGGAAGAAACACUUUCGAACGGUGUCGUCCAUGGCAGUUACUCACUCACCGAACCGGACGGUACCAUCCGUAAGGUGACGUACACGGCCGACAAGAUCCACGGGUUCAAUGCCGUCGUCGAGAAGAGUGGCCAUGCCAUCCACACGGCACCGGUGCUGAAGAAGGUCGUCGCUGCGGCACCGUUGGUACAUGCUGCCCUACCGUACUAUCAUCAUUGACCGGGUAGACUAGCAUUUAGUAAAGUACACGAAUUGAAAAAAAAUGCUGUAGAUACACGCACAUUAGCAUUAGAUGUCAACCAAGGACGUACUGUUAGUAAUUGCAAUUACGACUAUUGAAGGUUAAUAAAAAAAUACACUCAUAAAAAAUACCAGUAUACAAAUAAAAUAGUACUAAUGCAUGCACCCGCCUAUUACGUGUAGAGCUCCACACCUUCUUGCAGGUCGACUUCAGAAGGAAAUGGAGCAAAACCGUUGAAUUCUUAGGUGGUGCGGUUAGCCAUUAAGUUGUCUGUUCCAUUGCAGGUGUUGUAGAAUAUUGGAACAAAAUGCUCUACACACGUUAUCUGUCCUCUUUCUUCUGAAUAAAAAAAGGUUUCACAGAUAAAAAUCCAAA
This is a messenger RNA of Anopheles funestus (African malaria mosquito), 1073 nucleotides long. It is a transcript of the gene Cpr64Ac, whose product is annotated as cuticle protein 7. The transcript is spliced from 2 exons. Gene Ontology annotation, cellular component: extracellular matrix. Lineage: Eukaryota; Metazoa; Arthropoda; Insecta; Diptera; Culicidae. Bases 185 to 676 code for a protein of 163 amino acids. The record is from RefSeq and is a predicted model, not a curated record.